AUGGAAAAUUCAUCAGUCUCAAAACGUGAAAUUGCUCUGAUACCACAUGGGUGGAUUGAGGAGGAUAAAUUGGACCAGUUCAAUCUCCCCUGUUAUGCACCUGCUGUUGAAGAAGUUAAGCAGAUGAUUAGAGCAAAAGGGUCUUUUAGCAUCCGAAAAUUUGAGAUAUUUACAGUGGAUUGGGCUCCAAGUGCAAAUAUAGAAGAUGGUAAAAAAGAUGCAAAUGCGAAUAUAGAUGGUAAGAAAGAGAAGAUUGAUAAACAAAAAAGAGGCAGCAGGUAUGUUGCAAUGAGCAUAAGAGUAGUUGCAGAAUCCGUCUUUAACACUCACUUUGGGGAGGAGGUGAUUGAUGAUUUGUUCGAGAGGUUUGCCAAGAAGAUAAGAGGAGCACUUGGAGGUGGAGUGGACAAAGGAGAAUAUACAAAUAUGGUCAUUUCCUUUACUAAGACAAUGCAAUAA
Messenger RNA from Pistacia vera, 459 nucleotides. Its product is annotated as 7-methylxanthosine synthase 1-like. Gene Ontology annotation, molecular function: S-adenosylmethionine-dependent methyltransferase activity. Gene Ontology annotation, biological process: methylation. The transcript is spliced from 3 exons. NCBI's taxonomy places the organism in Eukaryota, Viridiplantae, Streptophyta, Magnoliopsida, Sapindales, Anacardiaceae. The coding region runs from base 1 to 459 and encodes 152 amino acids. The record is from RefSeq and is a predicted model, not a curated record.